Messenger RNA from Cyphellophora attinorum, 459 nucleotides. RefSeq lists its product as uncharacterized. The transcript has a single exon. NCBI's taxonomy places the organism in Eukaryota, Fungi, Ascomycota, Eurotiomycetes, Chaetothyriales, Cyphellophoraceae. The record is from RefSeq and is a predicted model, not a curated record. Bases 1 to 459 code for a protein of 152 amino acids.
AUGGGUUCCGUGACUGACGCCACCGCGGACCACGACGCACAGCACCCCUCGGGUUCUAGGAGGUAUGUUGAUGGUGGACUUGUGCCAGACGUCGAACAGUACGGAGAUAAUCCUGUUGUCAUCAAACUCAGCGAUGAGGAGCUACACUCCGGCCAGACUCGUCCAGAAACACUCCAGCAGCUGCUCACAUACUUCCACCGGGAUGGCUUCGUGGUUCUCGAGAAUGCUAUUCCAUUAGACUUGGUGGACAAGCUGUAUGACCAGAUGGUCCGUGAGACAGAGAUCUAUCAGUCAAAGUCGUUCCUGCAGUACAAUCAAGGCCGAGCAACGAAGAACAUCUCCCAAGUGCCGCCACUAAACAAGGAAUUCUUCCUGCGAGAGUUCUAUGCAAAUGUGCAUAUGAUGAGAGUUCUGGAGAACCUUCUGGGGCCGCCCGGAAUUGAGGUUCAUCAACAGUAA